GCCCGCCCGCCCGGCCUGCACCGCGCCGUGCGCUGCCGGCAGUGCCCGCCCCGUCCCGGCGUGCCGCGCGGCGCCAUGGAGCGGGCGGCGGUGCUGCGCGUCCAGCGGAAGCGGGGCGGUGCGGAGCCGGCCGAGGCGCUGCUGCUCGCCUGCAAGCGGCUGCGCGCGGAGCCCGGGCAGGGAGCGCCAGUGGAGAGGGGCGUCUUCAAACUGGUGGCCACCGUGUCCUCCAAGAACGAACCGAUUCAGAAAUACGUUCAAGAAGGGAUCAGUAAAGACAAAGCAGUGCAGAGCCUGCGGCCCUCCUUGGGAAGCACGCAGCGGGUCGUGCAGGAGCUCCGCUCCUCCAAGCAGGUGAGGAGGAAGGAGAACCGCUACCGUGUAGUCGCCAGCCAUCGGCCGGGCUCCAGCGGGACAGCCGCAGCCCUCACAGACUGCGAGGCGGUGCGCGAUGGCGGCAGAUCGGCCCCUGCAGCAGCAGGAGACGCGUUACAGCAGGAGAGCGGUGCUGUGGAUAAGAGCUUGGACUGCGGAGGGAACUUCCAGCUGUUUGAUAUCGUGCACGAGGAGGAGGUGGUGGAGGACUCCAGUUUUACUGCAGCAAACGCACAGCAAACUGGUGAUCCAGACGUGAUUCUUUGCAAUGCAGUGGAGAUGAUCCGUGAGCGUUUAAAUGUUUCUGAAGAUCACAACAAAGUAGGACACCGCGAGAAAGAUGAGUAUGUUUAUGACAUCUACUGCAUGGAAACAUCGGCUCCUGGUUGGAUCCAAAACAUCCUCUCUGUACAGCCUUAUAAAGAAGAAUACGAACUGGUAGAUGAUGAUCAAGUUCCAGCUGAAAUAUAUGAAGAUGAAGACGAUGAAAAUGAUGAAGAUAACUGGCGCAAUGAUUAUCCUGAUGAAGAUGAAUUCUUAGCUGAGGAAGAUGAUGAAGAAAAAGACUCUGAAGAGAGCUCCAGUGAUGAGGACCAAUGUUACAGGAGAAGAACAUGGAACAAAUACCGUCAGGAGGUUCUACAGGAAUUCGGCUAUGAUGAGAUCCAGGACUUGGAUUCUGACUAAUAGCCCUUUUUUUGGGAAAUGAAAUACAUAGAACUAUUGCAGUAGGACUGCAAAUUGACAGCUGCUGCUGGCUCUUCGUAAGAGCGUUACAGGGAAAACAAGCAAACAAACAAACAACCCCUGGAAAAACACUUUCUGCUGGAAGUUGUACUAAUUGGGACAAUAGAAAACCAAUCUCUACCUGAAUGAGCUUUAAGCUAAAUUCUUGCCUGGCUGGCUUUUAAAUAACAUUUUUAAACUGUUUGUGGCUGGCACAUUUCACCCUGAUGCCUGCUGUCUAGGCUCGAGUACUAAACUGGAAUGCCAGCAAACACUGAAAGCUUUUGUUACCAUCCAAGCUGUCGCAAAUGCUCAGUCAACUUCAGGUGAUACUAAAUAAGUGGGUCUGAGUAGGGACAUUUGAUGAUACAAAUUUUCUUUCCAUGCAGAAGAUGCUGUAUGACUUAAAAGAGAAUAUUCCACUAGUUCCGUGAUGCUGAGGUUAUGACAGGAAGACAGCUUCUUGUCGUGACUAAUGUACCAAGUUUCACAGGAUGAAUACAGCUGCCCUGAAGGCGAGUAGGAAUCUCAGAAAAGGCACUCUCUCCUUGUGCUUUCUACUGUAUUUGUUCCUAAGUUUCAAGUUACCUUCUUUACAAGUGUUUGAGCAUACGAACUGCCUUAAACCACCCAUUCUUUGUCUCUCUGUCCAGUAAUUCCAGUGGAACAAUGUAUAUGCAUUUGAACUGUAAAUAAAGAAUCUUUGAUUAAGUUUUCUUUACUCAAAGAUCACAGAAGUUGGUUCAGCUGAAGUUACUUUAGCAUUUUAAUUACUGUAACUUUUGCACAGCCUUCUGUAAGCAGGUACUUGAUUGCUGGUACUGACCGAUGUUGUGAUAUUGACUGGCAGCACCAACACUUAAAAGGUUUUGGUUUUUUACUUAUGUCAGGGAAACAGGCUGCAGAGUUCUUGUAGUCUGGAUAGUAUACCAAUAUAUAUUUUUUUUAUGUUGGCUUCCUAGUGUACCUGCUCCAGUCUGUAGUAAAUCUGAGACAGACAAGUACAUAAACAUGAUUACCAAAACAACCAUUAUAUUUGCUUCUACCAGGACGUUUAGGAGCUGCAGUGAUAGCUUUGCACUUUUUUUUCUAGUAUUAGAUUGCAUUAGUGCUGUUACAAGGGAGAAGCCUUCCACCAUCCCUUCUUUGGACACAGGUUAAUUGUCCGACCUCCAGCUUUAAUGUACAGAGCAAAUGAAAGCUAAGCCACAACAUCACCAAAGCUUACUGAAACUCCAUACUGAAUAACAUGUUCUGUUGUGUAAUAAUUAUUAAAAGUGCAGGUAUGCUCAGCCCUUGUUGAAACCUGUGAAAAAUUUUAAAGUCUGCACGAGUUCCUAAUUAUCCUAUAUUACACCCACGUGUAGUUAAAUUUCUCUCUUAGGUCCAGAAGAGGGCAGCAUCCCAAAUGCUAGUCUGUUUGUCUGGCUUAAGUGUCUGGAAACAUACAGCUUGUUUCCUUUGCUAUACACUUAGCUUUUGCUGUACUGCAGCUGUCAGCUGAUAACCUAGCACCAUCACCUGUGUAAUUUUACACGUAAACUGUGUAAAACUGGGAUUCAUCCAUCUGGCUGAUUCCUAACAGUUAAUAAAUCUUGCAAUACUGAAUAUCUCCUUCAGUAUAGCACUAUACUCUCUUUUGUAAGAAGUAUCCCCCAAACCUGACAAUUACUUGUUCAGACACUUACUGAAAAGUAUUUCAACACUCUCCUACUUAAAUCUGUAGUAAGUGGCUAAUGGGAUCUUAGAUCAAAGUCAGUCGUGAGCUGUAGGUGCAGCAGGGACUUUGUGGUCUAUUCGUUCUGAAUGGUGAUACCAAGGUAACAAAGACAAAAUGUUUUGUUUCUUCUCAGGAAGGAUACUGAGACUAUUAACCUAUGUCACAAUCCC
Gallus gallus (chicken) is the source of this 2991-nucleotide messenger RNA. RefSeq names its product solute carrier family 7 member 6 opposite strand (gene SLC7A6OS). Gene Ontology annotation, biological process: developmental process. The record is from RefSeq and is marked validated. The coding region runs from base 76 to 1062 and encodes 328 amino acids. The transcript is spliced from 5 exons. NCBI's taxonomy places the organism in Eukaryota, Metazoa, Chordata, Aves, Galliformes, Phasianidae.